AGGGAGGAAGAUGAAAUUCUCCAUGGUGAUUGGUGGCUUUACACGUGACGCGCUGUGCGUAUUUAAGCCCCUGGCGCGAGAUCUUUUAGUUGAGGAAAGCAACUGUUGUGAGGAGUUUCGGUUAAGUUUGUGUAAGAUUCCCGGAAAGAAAAUGAGUUCAGUUGGAAACGUGAAGCAGCAGAUGUCCAAUGAGAACCCAAAGAGCUUUUUUGCACCAUCUCAAAGGGCAGUGGGGCAACCAAGGCAAAGCCUGCAGGUCCUCCAACCUUCAGCAGUCAACAGGAGUUUGAAAUCAGCCCAGACAGGGAAGGUUAUUCCUAAGAGAAAAAAUUUGAUACUGGAUCAAUCAAGAGGUCCUAAGAGGGUUAAAGUAGAAGUGAAAUCCACACAAACUGACGAGGCUGGUUGUUUGCCAGAUGGAGUUUCUAAUGAAGCAUAUGAGCUUAUGGUCAAAGAAACUCCACCUUCAUCUUACUGGAAAGAAGUAGCGGAGGAGCGCCGGGAGGCUCUGUACAGAGUCCUACAGGAGAACGAGAAGCUGCACAGAGACAUCGAGGCCAGAGAUGAACAGAUCGGCAAGCUUCAGUCUGAAAACGAAGAGCUGCAGGAGCUGGCACAACAUGUGCAGUACAUGGCUGACAUGAUUGAGAGACUGACUGGGAAGUGCCCAGAAAACCUAGAAGAAAUGAAGGACAUCGCUUUUGAGGCGGGAGAGGAGGAGUCCGACCCAACUGAGCAAGAGGAGGCAGACUACAGUGCUGGAGAGACAUCAGACCACGAAGAAGCCGGACCCUCAGGAAAUCGGGAUUAAACGGACUGCAGAAAAGUUUGCGAGUCGAAGGAGAACAGUUUACACAUUUUUAACUUGUAAUAUUUUGUGCUGGUGGCUUUUCUUAUGUAUAUAUUUUUUGACUAUAAAACCAGUGGACAGUGUUUUAUAACAAGGGAAAGGAAGAAACUUUAAAUGUUUUGUAAAUUAUUUUUUUCUUUUUUUCUUUCCCCCUACAAAAUCAUUGUGGGAAUAUUUGAGUUAAAGGGAUGCAGUUGAAAUGUUUCAGUGAGUACUGGACACCCUCUUACUGACGAGAAGGUGAAAGCAACCCUUAAGUUUCAACCUGGUUUUCCUUCCCUACUGUUUAGGUUGACUUGCAGGGGUGGAAUAAUUUGUUAAAUGGCUGUAAAAUCUUUAUUCUGGUUUUAACUGAUUUUGUACAUAGCCUGCACAAUAAACAUUUUAAAAAGUAUGCAGUACUCUUUA
Molecule: messenger RNA, 1258 nt
Organism: Fundulus heteroclitus (mummichog)
Lineage: Eukaryota; Metazoa; Chordata; Actinopteri; Cyprinodontiformes; Fundulidae
Gene: gmnn
Product: geminin DNA replication inhibitor
Exons: 7
Coding region: 11-811 (266 amino acids)
Biological process (GO): negative regulation of DNA replication; negative regulation of cell cycle
Cellular component (GO): nucleus
Source: RefSeq, a predicted model, not a curated record